Messenger RNA from Drosophila ananassae, 3572 nucleotides. Its product is annotated as trichohyalin-like. The record is from RefSeq and is a predicted model, not a curated record. The transcript has 2 exons. Lineage: Eukaryota; Metazoa; Arthropoda; Insecta; Diptera; Drosophilidae. The coding region runs from base 197 to 3499 and encodes 1100 amino acids.
AUGAAUACAAUUUUAAGCCAAAUCAAAGUCUAGUAAUCCAUGAGAACCAAUGUGAUCCCUUUUUCCUAAAUCGUAGUAGCCUCGUGCUGUGUAUUUUUGAAGGCUCGGCAGAGAAGAAAGCAAAUCAUUCAUUUGUAGUCCCUUUUUUAUCGGAACCGGUAACGUUUUGAAGUCAGUAAAAAAAAAAAAAACCCCAAUGGAAAAAAAAUUUGAAUACGGUAAAAUCGAAAGUAGUGAUCCGUGGCGUAAAAAAUUGGAACAAUUGGACAAAAUGGAGAAAGUGUACAAGGCGCAUCAGGCUGCCAAGGCCGCUGCCCAGGAGGCAGACGCGGUGCCAGCUGUUCCGCCAUCCAAAGUUCAUGGCCCGGCGAGUUCUGCGAAACAGAGCGAUGAUCUGUACGGGUCAUCGAGGCGGGACUUUCGUCGCGAGGCAACUCAGAUGGAGAGGCGUCGACAGAUCGAAGAGACGAAUAGAAGAAUCUGGUACGAAGAGCACUGCGAAGAGCUGGAAUACGAACUGGAAGGGGCGGAAGAGGCCUCUCAGCUGGAGCGCAUGCGGACUAAGCGUAUGAGUCAUGGGCUUAAGGGAGAGCAUGGCGCUGAAGAGAAUGAGCAUAAGAGGUCUAAGCUUAGAAGGCAGGAGCUUAAGAGAGAGCAUGACUCUGAAGAGAAGGAAAGAGAGGCUCUACAGCUGGAGCGCACGAGGACUAAGCUAAGAAAACCGGAGUUUAAGAGAGAGCACGAUGAUGAAGAGAAGGAAGAAGCUUCACAGCUGGAGUGCAUGAGGCCUAAGCGUGUAGUUCAAGAGCUUAAGAGAGGUCAUGACUUCAAGGAGGAAGAAAUGGAAGCUUCAAAGCUAGAGCGUAUGAGGACUAAGCGUAUGAUUCAGGAGCUUAAGAGAGAGCAUGACGCUAAGGAGAUAGAGAUAGAAGCUUCCCAGCUGGAGCGUAUGAAGACUAAGCUCAGAAUUGAGAUGCUCCAGAGAGAGCUCGAGAAGGAGAAAGCCAAAGAGCUUCUUUUAGAGCAGAAGUACAGAGAAGCCAAGUCGGGGUAUAAAUGGGAAAGAGCGGAAAAGACUACCAAGGACCUCGAGCCUAGCCUAAAGACGGCUGAACCAACAGUAACUGAGAAAGUGAAGAGAGAAGUCGAGCGCCGUGAGAAGCACGAAAGGCACGAGGCCAAAGAGAAGAAAAGAGAGGAAGAACUAGACCAAAGAGCUGACGCUUUUGAAGUUAAGAGAAGAGAAGAGCGAGCCACCCAGCAAAGAAAGGAUAAGAUUCGCGAGGCUGAAGAGCUUCAGAGAAAGUACAAAGAGCAGAAAGAGCGCGCCGAGAGAAAGCGGAAAGAGAUUCAAGAUGCUGCAGAGCUUAGGAGAAGAGAGGCGGAAGCGCUCGAGACGAAGAAUGCCUUGGAGAGACGGGGUCUGAUCAGAAAUUGGUUGAUUGAGAGAGCUGUCAAGGACCAUGCCGGGUCGCUGACCAAAAAACAACUGAAAGAGCAACUGAAGGACGAACCGCUAGAGCGAGAGAUUGAAGAGCUGCUGCGCCGGAAGCUGCAGCAUCGAGAAGCCUUGGAGAGAAAGAGAGUAGAGCGCCGUAGAUUAGAGAGGGCUGGACAUUAUGAACCAAGACAGGACGCAACACAGAAUGAGAGAGAUCAGGAGAGAGUUUUAAGAGAGAAGGGGAGAGUUUCAGAGCGAGAGGGAGUUUCGAGAUAUCAUGAGCGGGUGUCGGGGGGCCAUGGAGCUGAUAGAUAUCAUGAUAGGGCUCCUGGCGAUCAUGAGAGAGUUGUAGGUCAUGAGAGAGUUUCAGGAGAUCAUGAGAGGCCUUCAGAUCACGAGAGAGCUGCAGGAGAUCACAAAGUUGACAGACAUCAUGGAUAUGAGCACAAGAGAGUUUCAAAAGAGCACGAUAGGGACUUGAGCGAUCAUGAGAAGAGUGUGUCGAUAGAUUAUGAUGGGAACUCAAAGGAUCAUGGGACUAUUUCAACAGGUUCCGAUGGGAACUUAAAGUAUCUAGAGAGUGUUGCAAUAGAUUAUGAUGGAGGUUCGGUAGAUCAUAAGGGAGAUUCGUCAGAUCGUGAGAGGGACCCGUUAGACGAAAGAGACCAAGAUAGUGCUGAAAGAGACCAUGAGAGCGUCGAAAGAGAUCCUGCCAGCUCGGAAAGAGAUGAUGAUGAUGCUCCUGAAACGAAGAGAGCCGGAGGAGACCCUAGAAGGUUUGUCAGACAGUUCCAGUGUCCGGAGGACGACCAGUCCGAGGCGGACCGAAUCAUGGAGGUGAUUGCCCAGUCCGAUGAUCCUGUGGCAGUCUGCAGCGUGUACUUCCGUGACAGCCACCAUGACCCCCAGGACACCUCCCUCACCAGCUCCCAGUACGGCCUGAAACGCACCCACUUCUUCGAAACGGCCCAGAAGCUCUACACUCUCCAGGCCAAGAUGGAUGCCCUGGUGGAGGGCAUUGCCGAACGCCGACAGGGCCUGGCAGCAACCAAAGAACACCUCAACCGGCAGGAACUCCAGGCACAGGCUACGGACCAGAGUCCUUCGGAGAAUCGGAAGAAAGGAGAAAGUCAGAGACGCCGCAGGAGACUUGGCGGAGAACGCGGCGUGCGUUGCAGUUCCAGCAACGAUGUCUCCCGACCUUCCGAUGUCGAAGCGGACGACGAGGAGGUGGACUCCGUGGAGGAGCUUCUUCCGGUGGGGCGGGUGGUCACCUCGAGCGACGAGUGGAUGGCCAGGCCGAAGUUCUCGCUGCUGGGCCGGUUCUGUUCCCGCAGGAACACCUAUGUGGUCCAGCCGUUGUCGAAGAUCCCCAGGCCUGUCCGUAAGAUUCCUGGAGCCAUUCCCCAGGAGGAGCCCCGUCACGGUCACCAGCGGCUGUGCGGCGGCGAUGACAGCCAGCCAAUUGGAGAUCAGAACUGGAUUAAAUACAACGAAGUGGUCGAGGUGGAGGAGUCCAAGCCGGAGAGUCCAUCCUACGACCAGCUGUCGCACAAGGACCUCGGCGACAAUCUGAAGAGGCAGAUGUCCAGCUGCGCCCGACGACUGAUGGCGAUUCUGAGGACCUCCGACGAGGGCGAGUACUACUCUGAUGGCCAGGUCAGUGGUGGAGUCACAGAGGGUGUGUUUGGGGAACUCGCAUCACCCCUCCUGUCCAGCAACCAGGACCUGGGCAAGAAGCUACUGGCCAUUGCGGUGAAGCUGAACCAGCACGUGGACCACUUCGUGACGAACUGUGCCAUCUGUUCGAGGAAGUGGCGGUCCUACGAGGACCUGAAGACUCGGGUGAUGGAGCUACUGGCCUCCGAGGAAGAGCUCGACGGCUCCGAGUCCCUGGUCCAGAAGUGGUGGUUCUGCUGCCGUGCUCUCUACCUCCUGCGGGACAUCUUCUCGGAGUUCGGCGACAAGAGGGUGCUCCUCGUUCGGGAGACCCUCAAGACCAUCGACUGGUUCUACAAGGAGUGGUGUACCCAGAAGACCGUUUCCGAGAACCUAUAGUUCGAAAUUUCAAGUCUUCCAAACAGAUUUUAGUUUCAAAGUAAGAAUAAACGUAUCAGAUACUUGGGGUUUA